Messenger RNA from Durusdinium trenchii, 1431 nucleotides. The record is from the annotation of a GenBank genome assembly. Lineage: Eukaryota; Dinophyceae; Suessiales; Symbiodiniaceae.
AUGGCCAUCGGAACGAGACCGAACGGCCCGGACCCUCGUUUCGGGUGGUUUGCGAUCCCCAGAACUAUCGGACCCGGCUUCGUUUCGGGUGGUUGUCUGAGCCAUGCUUUUCCAACGCCCCUGAACUGGUUUCAGAGAACGAUGAGUCCAUCUGCGCGGUCCGCACCCUCGCACGCCUUCUGCCUGGGCUUCCGGACGAGUCCGAGUCGCUUCCUCCAAGAGGUGAGGUCAGGAGGGCUGUGUAGAGGUCGGGCGCAGAGAAGAGCCUUUGGAGGCGAUGCUGAUCUUGCGGCCGUGAUCUUUGGGCUGCUUCCACUGCUCCUCCUGCUGACGCUUCUCCGGGCAGCAGCCAAGAAACGCCGCGAGCGGCGGGGCAUUGAGGAGGCUGCUUUGAGCGCUGCUGUCGCGCUGCUCCCCGACGAAGGUCAACCAUUGGAGCUGAAACCCGUGAGCUCCGCCUUCGGGGCGGAGGUCCGAGGCGUUGACCUGGCGAAAGCACUUCCCAAAGAGCUCGCGAAGCUGUUCUGGCAGUAUGGCUUGCUGAUUUUUCGCGACCAAGACAUUGUGGAGGAGGAGCUGCUCCGCUGGGCCGCGGUGCUGGCAGAGCCGGCGAAGGCGGCCGGGCAGCCGCGGGCGCUGGCGAUCUAUCGGACCUGCGACCGGGAUCCCACGCCACGAGGACAAGACUUCUGGCAUUCGGACAACUCUUACGCUCCAGAGCCGGCGGGGCCGACGUUGCUCUAUGCCUUGAAAGUGCCACAGGGCACUGAGGGUCCUCUGGGCGACACGCUCUUCCUGGAUGCUGGGCUCAAGGCGGUGCGGCCGCAUUUGGAGAAAGCUCAGCUGGAGCAGAUGGCCUCUCUGCGGGCCAGGCACAACUUGGCUCACAAUGCGGGUCAUCCGCUAGCGGAGUUCGAGGACAAAGCUCCUGCAGAUGCUUGUCACCCGGUCUUACGCCAACAUCCCAUCACUGGAGAGGAAGUGGUCUUCGUGAACGAAGCCUACGUGCACCGGAUCGACUCCAUGUCCCAGGAGCAGUCCCAAAGCUGCUUGAAGCAGCUGCUGGCCGCGCUGCAGCGCGCGCCCGGCUAUCGUCACCGCUGGCGGGAGGGGGAUGUCUUGGUUUGGGACAACCAUCGGCUCCAGCACAAGGCGACCACGCUGCAAAUGCCCAAGGAUGCUGAGCGGGUCAUGUGGCGCGUGCAGACGCACGGCCCGGGCCUAGCCGGCGAUGAGUCAUGGGAUGAAAAGGCACCGUGGAAGCAGACGGUACUCUUCGUGUUGGUGGAUGGACAUGGCCUGAAGUUGGUUCAGAAGAAAGCCGUGAAGAACACCUCAGAGGGUUGGCGGUUCAGAACGAACAGAUUCCCAAGUCCAUUCUUGCCAGGCUACCAGGCUUCAAGUGGGGGUAUCCUGAGUAUCCCUGAGUAG